CUUCGCGGAGCUGUUUUCUUUUAUCUGAGGUUGAGUCAAAUUCACCUUCCACCAUAGCGAGUCUAAUUCAAAAUUGUGUUUUCUUCCUAUUGCCCACCAAAUAUAUUUUACUAUGUUGUUAUGUCUGUUCACAUACAAAAUAAUGAUCAAGCGGUACAAGGCGCCGGCCGGCCGGUGUGCGGCGGCGUAGAGAAGAAUCUACCAAAUCACUUCAAUUGCUUUGGCUUUGAAAAUUAUAGAUUUUGUGGAUUUCUCCAGGAUCCCAUCAUCAGAUCUUGGUGAUUAGCGUCGCUCAUAGAAUUCAGCACUGCUAGGGGCAGAGCCAAGCCGCUGCCUACCGUUGAGUACUCUCCACAAGCCUCGUUUGAAGAAGGACAUGUCACAGCGCUCGAGAAACACCGUGGAGGGAAGCUCAUUCCAAAGCCAGAAGUAAUUAUGAAGUGUUUGAAGAACGGUUGCAGUGCUUACACCCAGGGUCCCGCAGGAGUGGCUUUUACAAAUCUCAUCACACACUUCCUAACCACACAAUGUUUGAUCACCGAGAACUGGCCUGAAGACAGAUCUUACAGCUUAACAAAUGGAGAUAUGUUCGAUUUCAUCAUCGUUGGAUCUGGUACUGCUGGUUCUCUACUGGCUAGCCGACUGACUGAAAUUGAAGAGUGGAAGGUGCUGCUGAUAGAAGCCGGUGGGGAUCCUCCCUUAGAGAGUAUUAUUCCAAAUUACUCUGGGGCAACACACCGAAGUUCUAGCGCGUUUCAGUAUUACACUGAAAUAGAUGAGACCACUAAUAAAGGAAGUCGCAACGAAAGGUCUUACUGGCCUCGCGGAAGAGUUCUCGGAGGAACAGGAUCCAUCAACGGCCUCCUCCAUAUGCGUGGCAGUCCGGAAGACUAUAAGCCUUGGGCAGUAAACGAAGGUUGGGAUUGGGAAACAAUAAAAAAAUAUUUCAUGAAGAGCGAGCGAAUGAUCGACCCUUUCAUUCUCAACAAUCCCGAACUAGCGAGAAGCCAUGGCCUUGAUGGUGAAUUUGUGGUUGAUCAAUUAAACUUUACUCAUUCUGAAAUAGUUGAUAAAUUGACACAGGCUUAUCAAGAGCUAGGCUUGAAAUUUAUAGAUGAUUUAAAUGGAGAUUCUCAAAUGGGGGUGGGAAAGAUUCGCGGCGGGAAUCAUAAAGGUAAAAGAGUUAGUACAGCAUCAGCCUUCUUGAGUCCAAUAAGAGAAAGAAAGAAUUUGUACGUUUUGAAAAAAGCUUUUGCCAGGCAUAUAGAUAUAGAGCAGCCAUCCAAAAUAGCUAAAGGUGUAACAGUUUCUUUGAGUUAUGGUAAUGUAGAGACGUAUUUUGCUAAAAAAGAAGUUAUAGUAAGCGCAGGAGCAGUCAAUACGCCAGCAUUACUAAUGAUAUCCGGUAUAGGACCCCAAGAGCAUUUUAAAGAACUGAAGUUUCUUAAACAUUUAGUCAAUCUACCUGUCGGAAGAAAUUUACAAGAUCAUGUAAGGAUACCUAUACCAGUUACGCUUAAUACUGGAGCCAAAGCAAAAACGGAGGAAUAUUGGCUUAAAGCUACAGCGGAGUACAUUCUGCAUCAAACAGGGCCUCUUGCUACUAAUUACGAUCAACCAAACAUCAACGCCUUUCUUUCGGUACCUCAUGGUAAAACUCAACCUGACGUGCAAAUAGAUCAUAAUUAUUUCGUCCCAAACACAUCCUAUGUAUUUACAAUGUGUACAGAGAUAAUGUCAUUUAAAGAUGAAAUUUGUCAGCAAUUUAGUGAUUUUAAUACAGAAAAAGAAAUGAUAAUAUUUUUCGUGUCGCUUUGUAGGCCGCACUCGAGAGGUAAAAUUGAGUUAAGAGGAAUCAAUGCAAUGGAACAUCCUAAAAUAUAUUCAAAGUAUUUUAGUGAUGCACGUGAUAUGAAAACCUUUAUUGGGGGGAUAAAGAAAGUAACCGAGAUAGUAAAAACACCAACGUUCCGUGAUAUGGACGCUAAAUUAAUGAGAAUUAAUUGGAGGGAUUGUGAUGGGUUUGAGUUUGAGAGUGACGAGUAUUGGGAGUGCAUGGCUAGAACUGUUACUUAUAAUGUUUAUCAUCCCGUCGGAACUGCUAAAAUGGGGAAACCUAAUGACCCAGAGGCAGUAGUUGACAAUAAACUGAAGGUUUACAGUGUGAGAAAUUUAAGAGUGGUAGACGCUAGCGUAAUGCCUACAAUACCCAGUGUCAAUACAAAUGCAGCUGUUAUGAUGAUUGCUGAAAGAGCCGCUGAUUUGAUUAAAGAAGAAUACGCAACUACAGUUAAUACCAUUAAAAAGGACGAAUUGUAAAUUUUACUUUUCUUUAAAAAAUUACACUGGCAGCCACCAUUUUCUUAUAGCUUACUAGCCGUGAUCACUCCUGAAUAUAAUUAAAUAUUGACAUUAGAUAGACAAAUAAGUAAAAUUUUGACAUUAAAUUCUUAUCUUAUCUUUCAGCCGACACACGUUGAGUCCUGGACAUAGGUCUCUCCCAAGCCUCGUCACAGUUGUAUUUUAAAGCUACGACACAUUAGACCACUAAAACAAAAUUAGUGUCCUCUCAUAAAAUGUAAUAAAACUCUUCAUAUGCAAAUGACGUGCCAAUUUGAUUAAAUGUCAACAUCUUGACAUAAAAUGAUCUUUAUAAGGAAAUGUUUAAAUAUCUAAUCAUAAUUCAUAUUUCCUUAAUUGAGUUUACAGUGAAACAUAAUUUGGCAUCUGUUUAUAUUAUAAAAGAAGGUAUAUACCCAAUCGAUGUAAAUUCAGUGGCUAUUCAAUUUUAUGUUGUGCUUCGGAACAAAGACGCAUUACAUCCCACCGUAAUAAAUUAUUACCCAAAAAAGUGUUGUCUAAACGACGAUGGAUUCGAAGAUUGUAAUUUAGCUGUAUUCGGUGGUCAAAGUUAUUUAAAACCAAAAGAAAAUAAAACAUUAUUUUUUGUUUAUCCUACGCUCUUUCCUUACAAUCAAAUUGGCCAUUGCCAUUUUAUUUUGGAGUCUAAUUAUUAUGGAAUAAAAAAGCGGUCUUCUAUCGAAUGGAUUAGAGAAUUCGACACACGUUUCAUAAGAAAAAAUAGUCUGUUUAAAAAUCUCGGAAGACAUAAAAAUUGUGUUAGCUUGGAUUUAGAUCCACUGGAAAAUUGCGAUCCAGUAAAUUGUGAUCAAAAAUACAACGGAGAAAGAUCAUAUUUUGAUGCGAAAAUCAAUAGAUGCAUUAAGAUUCCUAUAUGUGUUAUGGACCCCACAAAAGAUUUACCAGAUGUGGUUUACGAUCCUACAAGCAAUACCUGCAAAGAUCUGGGUGAUUCUUUCAAUGUCGCUGAUGCCUAUGCCAUUAGUUCGCAAUAUGGUGUAGUUGUUGAACCCACUGUUACUGAGAAAUAUAAAGUUCCAGUCAAAUCUAACUGUACGACCAUUUCACAAAAUUUGCAAUUAUUAAGAGAUUUAAUGUAUGGAAAGUUAUAUUCUACCGAUGAUCUAACAACAACGGACUACACGGCAGUGUGUAAGUCUGCAAUUAUUACAAUUUUAACUUGCAUUGUAAGUCUUUGCAUCUUUCUAUUGUUCCUUGUGUUUUGUAUGAACGGAGUCAUGUGGUUAUCCAAGAAAAUAUCUAGUGGUGAUCUGAAAAAGUAUUUUGAAGAUUUGAGGUCAAAACUAAAAAAACCCAAGUUUCCAGAUUGCAUGACUAAAGUGUCAAAGGUAAACAAAGAAGUUACGAAUAAGCUAUUAAAAGAUGUGAUUGUCUCAGAUCUGCCUAUUGAAUUAAGAGAGAGUGCUGUGGACAUUUGUGAGAGAAUAGGCAAAGAAGUUAAAAGGAAGAAGAGGUAUAGGAUGGUUGAUAUAGGAAGUCAAAUAAGCUUGAUGGAAGCCCAGGCUGAAAGUUCAUCUAGUUCAUAUGAUAAUGAAUAAAUUUCUCCACAAAUUG
Molecule: messenger RNA, 3936 nt
Organism: Bombyx mori (domestic silkworm)
Lineage: Eukaryota; Metazoa; Arthropoda; Insecta; Lepidoptera; Bombycidae
Product: ecdysone oxidase
Exons: 6
Coding region: 436-2319 (627 amino acids)
Molecular function (GO): flavin adenine dinucleotide binding; oxidoreductase activity, acting on CH-OH group of donors
Source: RefSeq, a predicted model, not a curated record